Hibiscus syriacus is the source of this 1890-nucleotide messenger RNA. RefSeq lists its product as uncharacterized. Gene Ontology annotation, molecular function: nucleic acid binding. The coding region runs from base 1 to 1890 and encodes 629 amino acids. Lineage: Eukaryota; Viridiplantae; Streptophyta; Magnoliopsida; Malvales; Malvaceae. The transcript is spliced from 5 exons. Gene Ontology annotation, biological process: DNA integration. The record is from RefSeq and is a predicted model, not a curated record.
AUGGUCCAGCCGGAGACAACUCAGAUUGACUACAAUCAUCCUCCUUAUCUUCAUCCUUCCGACACUCCGGGAACAAUACUCGUUUCUCAUCAGCUGACUGGUGUGGAAAACUAUAAUCUGUGGAGCAGAUCUAUGCGUAUUGCUCUACUUACCAAGAACAAGAUUGGGUUCGUGGAUGGGACUUGUUCUCGUGAAGGUCUUUCUCUAGAUCUUUUGGCACAGUGGGAGCAUUGCAAUGCGAUUGUGCUUUCAUGGAUCUUGAAUACGGUUAGUCAAGAACUUUCUGCGGGAAUAGUUUUUUCUUCGAAUGCAUUACGUGUUUGGGAAGAUCUUAAAGAACGCUUUGACAAGAUUGAUGGAGCACGUGUUUAUUUUCUGCAUCGAGAAAUUGUCUCUCAUUCUCAAGGUACGUCCUCCAUUUCGGUGUAUUAUACACGCUUACGGUUGCUAUGGGAUGAAUAUGAUGCCAUUGCCCCUUUCGCUAUGUGUAACUGUGAAGUUUCUCGGCAGAAUACGGAACAUGUUAACCAACAACUACUCUUUCAUUUUCUCAUGGGAUUGAAUGAUUCCUACUCCAUCGUACGCAGUCAAAUAUUGCUGCUAAAACCUUUACCUUUUGUAAAUCAAGCAUACUCCAUGCUGAUUCAAGAGGAAGGUCAGCGUCAAAAUGCAGGAAGACUAGCCAGUGUUUUAGAACCUACUGUGUUCUAUUCUAGAGAAUCAGUACCCUCUUUGACUGAAGAUUCUGUUUCUGCUAAGGUUCCUACUUUUACACAUGAACAAUAUCAACAAAUCCUUGAGUUGUUAGGGAAAGAUCCGCUUGUGCAAGCUGCAACACAUAUGGCAGGUACUCGUUCUGUUCCCUCGCAUCACGACUGGAUUCUAGAUACUGGUGCCACGAAUCACAUGACUUUUGAUAUUGAGAAGCUGAGUUCUCAUGUUGCUUGCGACUCCUCUUCUUUUGUUCAGCUGCCAAAUGGUAAAACCACCCAUAUAGCCCAAAAAGGAACCUAUGCCUUUUCUCCUAAUCACAUAUUAACCAAUGAACUUUGCAGUGGAGAGAUGAAGGGGAUUGGUAGAUCUUAUGAUGGUCUUUACAUUUUCAAGUCAUCAUUCAAUCCAUCGGUUGGUCAGUCUGUUUCCUGUAAAAAUUCUUGUCUGUCUUCCACUUUGUUAAAAUCAGAUAAUGGUGUUCUAUGGCAUGCACGACUUGGCCAUACCUCUUUGAGUACCUUGAAUAAAAUGUCUCAAUUACAUAGCAGUUUGUCUAAUAUUGAUCAUGUUAAGAGUUGUGGUGUUUGUCUACUUGCUAAACAAAACCGUUUACCAUUUCCUAUGAGUGAUUCUCGUGAGUCAUCUGCAUUCUCUCUUAUUCAUAUUGAUCUCUGGGGAGCGUAUCGUGUCUCAAAGCAUAGUGAACAUAGAUACUUUUUAACUGUUGUUGAUGACCAUACGCGUAUGACGUGGGCAUUUCUACUUAGACUCAAAAGUGAUGCAUUUAUCACCCUUAAACAAUUUUUUGCCUAUGUUGGCAAUCAUUUUUCUGCUAAAAUCAAAACAGUGAGAAGUGAUAAUGGUUGGGAAUUCUUUAGCACUGAAGUUGAACCUAAAACCUACCAUGAGGCAGCCUGUGAUGAACGUUGGGUAGAAGCUAUGCAACAUGAAAUUCAUGCUCUAAAGACAAAUGUUGAAAGGUUCAAAGCCCGAUUAGUUGCUAAGGGUUAUAGACAAUGUGAAGGUAUUGACUUCCAUGAUACUUUUUCACCUGCGGCAAAACAAGUUACUGUUCGUACUAUCAUUGCCAUGGCUGCUAUGUUCGGUGGGAGCUCUAUCAAAUGGAUGUUUUCAAUGCCUUCCUACAAGGGGAUCUUCAUGAAGAAGUCUACAUGA